Messenger RNA from Anoplophora glabripennis (Asian longhorned beetle), 1690 nucleotides. RefSeq names its product F-box/SPRY domain-containing protein 1 (gene Fsn). Gene Ontology annotation, cellular component: synapse; SCF ubiquitin ligase complex. Bases 90 to 887 code for a protein of 265 amino acids. The transcript has 4 exons. Gene Ontology annotation, molecular function: protein binding. NCBI's taxonomy places the organism in Eukaryota, Metazoa, Arthropoda, Insecta, Coleoptera, Cerambycidae. Gene Ontology annotation, biological process: proteasome-mediated ubiquitin-dependent protein catabolic process; synapse assembly involved in innervation. The record is from RefSeq and is a predicted model, not a curated record.
UAUGUUCUGUGGUGUGGUGCAAGGGCUGUGCUAGGGGUUGUUUUCGACUAAUGAAGGGUAGUAAUAGUAAAGUAUAAAAGUUAGUAACGAUGGCGAGUAAAAAUAAAUCUACAAAAAUAAAAAUGGAUACCAAGGCAACUCAAAUGCCAGAUAAUGUAUUGGAAGUAAUAUUUUCAUUCUUAACACUUCAUGAUUUACGAAACUGUUCAUUAGUGUGUAAAAGGUGGUAUAGUUUUUUAAAUGAUGAAAAUAAUGACGUUUGGAGGUUACAUUGUGUAAGAAAGCUUGCUGAAGAGGCUCUUAAGUCGGAUCUAUUAUCAUCAGUUCCCACAUACAAAGCUAAACUAAGAGCAUUUUACCAUGCAUGGAAUCCUAAUGACUGUUCAAGAAAUAUUUACAUUAAACCAAAUGGCUUUACUUUGCAUAGAAAUCCUGUAGCACAAAGUACUGAUGCGGCGAGGGGUAAAAUAGGUUUUCGUCAUGGAAGGCACACAUGGGAAGUGAUAUGGGAAGGACCUUUAGGAACAGUGGCAGUAAUAGGAAUUGCUACUAGGGAUGCUCCUUUACAGUGCCACGGUUACGUGGCCUUAUUAGGGUCCGAUGAUCAAAGCUGGGGCUGGAACUUAGUGGAUAAUCAUUUGCUACACAAUGGGGACGCUCAAGGAAAUUAUCCAUUACUAAAUAAUGCCCCAAAGUAUCAGGUUGGAGAAAGAAUAAGAGUCGUAUUGGAUUGUGAUGAUAAUACACUGUCUUUUGAAAAGAACUAUGAAUUUUUAGGAGUUGCAUUUCGGGGUUUACCAAAUAAGAAGCUGUACCCAACAGUAUCGGCAGUUUAUGGCAAUACAGAAGUGUCAAUGGUAUACCUCGGCCCGCCAAUGGAUGGCUAACAUAACCUUAAUUUAUUAGCCUAAUAUUGAAGUAACGGAGAGAGAUUUAUACGUCUGUUUCAAGAUGGUUCUUCAGUCGCUUCACUUCAUCUUGUAAAAUAUUGCUUGGAAUUGUGGGAGAUUUACUAUUGGAAUAUAUUUUGAAUAACAAAUAACUAAUCUAGAUUUCAGAAUGUGCAAUAUAAUAUUGAUGUGAUUGAAUAAUUUUAGCCUGUACAUUUGUAAAAAUAGAUAAUUUUUAAUGAACUACUCGGAAUUUGUAUUUGAAGGUAUGUUACCAGCACUAUUUACUUAAAAUAGAAGUUGCUGUAGCAGUUUUUGUAAAUAUAUUUGUUGUUUAACAACCAGCAAACAUUACGAGUCAGAUACAUUUUUUCUGAAAAAGCUAAACGUUUUUCUUUAUCCAACAACAUUAGUGUUAAACUCAACUGAGGAUGUAGACGUUAUAUCUACAAGGUGUUCCAUAUCAUUCUGUUCAAAUUUCAUGAAAUAAACAAAUUUAAAUUCGUAUACCAAAUAAACACUAUUUUAUUUCCCUUGUCCUUUCCCUCGUUGAAUACAAGCUUGUAGGCUGAUAGGCGACGUGACAUGGUUAUUGUUUCUAUUUUUCUUGGGGUAUUUCUGCCACAUUGACUGAAAAGAUAAAUUUUAAAUAAAUAAAGUACUUAUGCCAAAAGAACCAGUCAAGUGUUUUUUCAUGUUUGUUUCCUCUUAAUUGUUGGGCAAUUUGUGGAAUCUGCUUCAACAAUUUCUCUCUUUUUGAAACUUGUGCAUAACUAAAUCUUGCAUGAAUCGCCAGGGUU